This is a messenger RNA of Penaeus monodon (black tiger shrimp), 2511 nucleotides long. Its product is annotated as aldo-keto reductase family 1 member A1-A-like. The transcript has 9 exons. NCBI's taxonomy places the organism in Eukaryota, Metazoa, Arthropoda, Malacostraca, Decapoda, Penaeidae. The record is from RefSeq and is a predicted model, not a curated record. Gene Ontology annotation, cellular component: cytosol. Bases 36 to 998 code for a protein of 320 amino acids. Gene Ontology annotation, molecular function: aldose reductase (NADPH) activity.
UAAGUCUCUCCCUGUGGCGUCGAGCGGAGGACACAAUGGAGCAGGUCGCCAAACUCAAGUUCUUCAAUGGGCGAGAAAUGCCCAUGGUGGGCCUUGGAACAUGGGACAUCAAGGAAGAGGCCCUCCAGGUGGCACUCGAGAGCGGCUACAGGCACAUCGACACCGCCGCCCUCUACCGGAACGAGGCGGCCAUCGGGGGCGUCCUCGGCAGGUGGCUCUCGCAGGGAAGGGUCGCCAGGGAAGACCUCUUCGUCACCACUAAGCUCCCGAUGAUUGGCUGCCGCGCUGAUGACGUAACCAAAUUCCUGACGUCAUCGUUAAAGAAGCUGCAGCUGAGUUAUGUCGACCUUUAUCUCGUGCAUUUUCCGGCCGGACUGAAAGGGAAGGACGAGGACGACCUUCGCCCUCAGGGGCCCGACGGCAGCAGCGUCCUCGACAGGGACACCGACCUCGAGCGUCUGUGGAAGGCCAUGGAGGAGCAGGUGGACGCGGGGAGGGCCAAGUCGAUCGGGAUUUCGAACUUCAACAGCCUGCAGAUUGAGAGGAUUAUGAAGUGUUGCCGUAUCCAGCCAGCCAACCACCAGGUGGAAAUUCACGUCUUUCACCAGCAGAAGGAGUUGCGAGCCCUUUGCCACAAGCAUAACAUUACCAUGUGUGCUUAUGGGCCCCUUGGCGCUCCCUAUAAGGACGAGUGGACCAUGCAGCCGCCGCCCCUGCAGCACCCCGCCGUGACCUCGUUGGCCGCUCGUCUGGGCAGGACGCCUGCACAGGUCCUCCUGCGACACCUAGUCCAGCGGGGCGUCGUCGUCGUGCCCAAGUCCUCGAACCCGGAGCGCCUCAGGCAGAACCUCCGGAUAUUCGACUUCAAACUGAGUGACGAAGACAUGCGAGAACUGGACGGCUUAGACCGAGGGAGAGACGGGAAAAUCUUCAUCUUUAAAAACGUUUAUUUAGGGAUUGAGAACCAUCCAGAAUUCCCAUUCCAUAUUCCAUUCUAGAAACUGGAGGCCCAGACUGGUAGCUUCAAAUUCCACUUCAAACUUGGAGGGACUUAUUUUAAAUGAUGUUAAGUUCGUGGUGCAUGCUUAUUUUGUCCAUUAUUUUUGCUUUACAUUUUUCCAUCUUGUUUUCUUAAUGGAAGUCUCAUGUUCUUGAGAUAAAUUAUCUUUUCCUUUUUUUCUCUUUCUUUUUAUCAUCAUGUUUAGAGAAUAGUGAAGAGAUUAUUGUUCUGAUGCUUUAUAAAGUUUUAUCUAGCACUAAUAGCAUAAAUAUUACCUUAUCAAUCGAAUAUUCACAAAAAUGGAAAGAAAAACUUUAAACAUGAAAGCACCUUUCCCUUCUCUUCGAUACUAAGUUAAAGCUUACCUUAUCGCGGUGCCUGUCUUGUGACGUAAGCGAUUUACUAUUCAUGAUUAUACUUAGGCAAUACGUGGUGAGGGCCCCAGUUCUCUUCCACAGUUUUUCUUCUUGGUUGUCUCCAGUAGUAGCCUAUCCGUGAGACAGAUGCCAACCUGGUAAUUCAUAGUCUCGAGGACAGGCAUUACACAUUGCUCAAGGGUGACCUGGUAACCUCAUUAUCCUACGUCGAAACUCCAUAGCCGGUUGCAGUUUAAUGUCAUAUCCAGGACGAAAGUUAAACCUUAUGGGGAAUAAAUAGAGUUUUAUUCCUCAUACGAUACAAGUAGUGAGCAUAACAAAAAUAUACAAUAUUUGUAAUCCUCCAUAUAGAAUUGAUUAGGUUUUUAGCACUUGAUAAGAAAUGUGCCAAGGAGGUGGUUAUUUGUCUCGAUGUCUCAGACACUGUAGAUUUAAAUUAUUCAAGACAAUGUAAGAGUGAGUAAAAUUGUAUAUUUUAUUCAUUAUUUCCACUGAGGUUGAUUGAGAGGGUACUAUCGUUCAAAUUGUUUAUUAAUCUUUCUUUGUACCUAAAAUGAUAAACUGAAAUAUCUUAUCCCGAGUCGCAAUUGCUUUUAUAAGUCAACAUUGGAGUACAAGAACAAACAUCACUAUAUUCUGUAUAGGAAAGUAAAACAAUAUAACUGAAUCUGUGAAUUAACCUUCAAGAAAACCUAUUGCACUGUUCGGUAUUUACUUUUUUCUUUCUUUUUUAUCGAAGGGAAGAUGCACUUGGCACAUUGGUGAAGAUUCAUAAUUUGAAAUGAUCGAUCCCAUGCAUCCAGUCGUCACUAAUCUCUCAAGUAUAUCUUCGUCAGCCUCAGUAGAAAGAAAACAAUUCAUUUCAUUAUCCACAAAGAUGAGGGAAUUAAACCUUUCAUUGUAUGUGUGACAAUUAUCAUCAGCUUUUUCAGUGCAUCAUUUAAUUUGGCUUGCUGGAGUAAUACAACGAGAGCUAUUUUGUGGCAUAUAUUUUUUUUUUCGUUUAAGAUGAUCGGUACUUGUGGUGAAAACCUUACUUUAUAUGUUGAAGGUACUGUAUUAUAUUCCCACCAUAUAACGAGAAAACAGGUUUUCAAAAUUGUGUGCAAUGAUCUAAUAUAAAUUUCCAUUAAA